GUGGAACACACAAAAUUUGGCACCGUCCGGUGCUAUCCCACCAGCAUUCAAAACACGCCUUCCACUCCUUUAAGAGCAGGAACUGUCAGGGUUACUUCGUCAUCUCGGCCAUCUAUCCUGCCCUCUUCAGCUGAUCCCUAUGAUCUCGUGCGUCGAUCGCGCUUGUCAGUAACGGAUACUUCCAAUCAGUUUAGAGCGAGAUCUGUAUCCCCAAACAGGAAUGUAGAGAAAAGAAGCAGUAGUGGAAUAUGGUCAAAAGGUGACAAGACAAAUUCCUUCUCUACCAUAGGCCGUCGAUCCAUUCUUGAAUGUGAUAUUAACCCUUAUGAACUCGUUACAUCCGAUUCAAACAGCACAAAGGAGUCCAGCAUAACACUGGUUAAUGGCCAAAGAAUAAGAGUUCGACCCUCACUGAGCGACGAAGAUCGCGAGGAUGAAAACAAAUACGAAGACGUCCAACUUCGGUUAUCGACACCUACGAAACCAACUUCGAAAACUUUGAAGUUCGUCACGAAGUCUGUUGCUAAGCAUGCGACUUCAGUUCCAACUACUAAGGAAAAACGAAAAGAAAUAAUUGUCGAUCAGAACAAAACAUUCAGUUCGAAGAGCGAAUCACCAUCACCAUCAAUUAUUGAGAAUGAAUGUCAUCUAAAUCGUCGGUUCAAAUCCAUUCUUAAGAAGUCAACAACCUAUGCACAAAGACAAGUCAAGAAAAUAUCUUCGUUACAUCGCAGUCAUAGUGAUAGGAUAAAAAAAGAAGAGAUAAAAAUCACCUUCAAUGACACAAUGGCUCUGCGUAAACUGAGACAUAGGAAAACGUUUGCUGUUAACUUUUCUGAUUUGGAGCGUCUUGAUGGAUUGAAGAAAAAAUCCAAAAACGUUAGUCCGACACCACCUAAUUCACCUUCUACAACACCGAAAAUAAAUUCUAUGAAAAAUGAGUCGAAUUCAAUCAAAGAAGUUACUGAUGUUGAUCAUACAGAAAAAGUAUCAAGUUUUUCACAAACUGAUACUGAAACACCCAUUUCUGAUGAAAUAAGUCCUUCGAAGGUGAAUCAUCUAGAAAGUGAAUGUCCCAAAAAGUCUACAGAGCAAAUAUCGCUGGAAAAAUCAGAACAGUGUAUGAAUGAUUCCACCGAAGUACUCUCUAAUAUCUCCCCACCUUUCGCUCCGCCUAGGAAACGUAGUAUCAACAAAAUACCUUCCAUUAAUAAUUUCUCUCAUACAACUGUUCAUACGGUAAGGAUCGAGCCAUCCACUAAAGAAAAUAUGAAUAAAACGAUUGUCACAAUCAACAGCCCUCCGACUGUUCACAAACUACAAAUAAAAAAUGAAUUUACUGAUACUAACAUGCAUAAUCUCUCUAUUCUUGAUAAUCCUCAGAGAAAGACAUCCAUCUUGAUAAAUGGAGAUGACUGUUACUCUACCGUAAAUGUCAAUGACAAUAUUCCUAUGUACCAAUCGUCAGUUGUUGUAAAUGACAAUGUCAUGGACGUUUCUCCCCCAAAAAUAAAAACCAGUAGCACGGUGUAUAUAUCAGGUACAUUGAUAUCAAAUCAGGAUAAUUCUGCAUUUAUAUCAAACCAGGAGAAUUCCACAUUCUUGUUGAACCAGAAGAUUUCAUCUGAAGAAUCCGAUAUCAAUGAAGAUUCAGAAAGAGUCAGAACACAAUGCUCUGUUGUUACCAAAGAAAACCCAGUGAUUGAGAGCCCUGGAGAAGAAAAUGUUGCUAUUGUAGAGAGUUUCACUGAAGAACACAUACCAUCUUCCGAAAUGCUACGAGAACUACUCAGAGACCCUGUCGAGGCAGUUCGACGCAAUUUAGUCCCUCACGUCUGUGGAAAGUCAGAUGUGUAUAGGCGACCACGCGGAAAAAAAACAUCAGAAGUAUUUGUGCCACCUUCUGCCGAAAAUAAAAGCAUGACAACAAAAUCCUCAGAAGACUUCUUUUUGAGGAUGCGUGCCUAUGAAUCGAUCUGUGAUGACGUUUCUUCUGAGCACAGUUCCUCCACUCAGUAUGAGCUGAUGGAUCCAGGCUCCGAUUGCUAUACUGAUCAUAGUAAUCGUAGCUCAAUUACUGAGGAAGAGUUAGCUAAUCGGACAAAAUUUUAUGAACUACUGGCUGAUUCAGGAAUGGUAGAGGUUUCGGAGAACGAGGACCAUCUUUAUGAAAGCAUAAAAAUCAAUAAUGAUCCAAUCUAUGAAGAAAUCGAGAUUCCACCACCAUUGCCAAGUAAUCCGCCUCCGUCGAAUCUACUGGAUGAUUUGAAUUUAGAUAAAGAAUUCACCACUAGCCCAACAGAGAUUGCUACGGAGCAAGGCGACGAAGAUCUCUUGACUGUAAAUAUGGGCAAAUUGUUCCUAGAAAGUAUGCCAAUGCUUCACGCUUUCGAAACGUAUUGUAUACGUCAGGGAGCGGCAAGUCUUCUUCUGGCCAGUUUGGAGAAAGAGAAAGAACUUCUGAGAAUAUUUCUGAGGGUCUCCCAAAUGGAAAAUGCCAUGCUGAGAAGGAUGAAUCUCAAUUCGUUUCUUAUGGUUCCUGUUCAGCGGGUUACCAAAUACCCUCUGUUGCUCGCUCGGCUAUAUAAGGUGACUCCUUCGCAUUUGGAUAAUAAGGAGGAGUUGAAAGAGGCUCAGCACAAAAUAGAACUGCACCUAAACCACAUGAACUCAGAGACCAAGGACGUACCUAGCAAGCUUUGGCGUCGUAUUGGCAGUAGUUCAGGAAGGAGAUCGAGUGCUGAGAUGGAUCUUGUGAACAUCAAGUUGAGAAAAAUUGCUGUUGAUGUUUUGGAGUGGAACCACGAAGAAGCUAAAUUUGCUUUGGAAGGGAAGUUGUUAUUUACGCAGCCCACUGACAAUAAUUGGAGAAAGGGAAGAACCAUCAAGCUAAUGCCAGUCAAUGCUUUGUUAGUGAUAAAUGGAAAGCCGACCUCAAAUAAAACAAAUGAAAGAACCGAAGAAGGUACUCUUGUGUUUGCCAAACAAGGGGUCAGAGAAGCUGCCCUUUUGUUAGUACGUGAUAAAAAUGGGCGGUACUCUUUAUUGAGAGAUCCAUUGUACUUAGAUCGUUGUGUGAUAGCUGCAGAUCCAGCUUGGCAGAGUUACUUUGAGGUUCAGGAACUACUAGGAAAAGAUACCUUCAUUUUUAAGGCAGAAGAUGAAGACCAAACCAAAAUAUGGUAUAAACAACUGCAAUAUCAUGCUCAAGGAAUGGGAGCUUGGAGAAAAAGAAGAAACGCUUUAGCCAAUAUUAUGAUAAAUGGUAUGGGGCUGCGAUCGUAACCUAGAAUGAGAGAAUAAUGAAUACUUCCCGGAAAGUUUCCAUGAAUGAAUUCUGCUCAGUCACGUUCACUUGGAAAUGUUAAGAUGUAUGAUAAAGAAGAAAAAGAUUUUGAUCGCAUAUAAAAUGACUAUUUAACAAUGUAAUGAAAAAGAAGUCACCCUCAUAAAUGCAAUAAUAUCCAUUUCAUUCCAAACUUUCGUCACGUCCACUUCGAUAUGUUAAGAUGUAUAAUAAAGAAGGAAAAGAUUUUUAUCGCAUAUAAAGUGAAUACUUAACAAUGUUAUGAAAAAUAAAUCACCCUCA
Messenger RNA from Leptinotarsa decemlineata (Colorado potato beetle), 3589 nucleotides. RefSeq names its product Rho guanine nucleotide exchange factor at 64C (gene RhoGEF64C). Gene Ontology annotation, biological process: positive regulation of Rho protein signal transduction. Gene Ontology annotation, molecular function: guanyl-nucleotide exchange factor activity. Lineage: Eukaryota; Metazoa; Arthropoda; Insecta; Coleoptera; Chrysomelidae. The record is from RefSeq and is a predicted model, not a curated record.